Rotaria sp. Silwood2 is the source of this 2715-nucleotide messenger RNA. The record is from the annotation of a GenBank genome assembly. Lineage: Eukaryota; Metazoa; Rotifera; Eurotatoria; Philodinida; Philodinidae.
AUGUUUGUACCAAAUGCCACAAGUGUCGUUCUGGCUAUUCAUUUUCCAUACGGUAUUCAACAAACAGAUGACGCUCGCACCUUGGAAACUAAUCUAACAUUAAAUAAUAAUUGUGAACAUUUUGAAACAUUACUUAAAGAUAAACAAAAUGAAUUUAAUCAGUUAACUGUAUUAAAUGACGAAAUAAAAACGAAAAAUUCAACGAUUAUUGAUGAAUAUAAACAAGUGCAAGAACAACUAAAAGAAAGUCAAAAUGAAAUAUUUGACCUGAAACAAACAAUUGAUAAUAUCAAUACAAAAAAUUCAAAAAUCACUGACAGACUUGAACAAGUUAACAAACAACUUGAAGAAAAACAAAACGAAAUUGUUCAACUUACUAUUACUAUAGAUCAAUUAAAAGAAACUAAUGGAAUAAUCAAUGAGAAACAUAAACAUAUCGAAAAAGAACUUGAAAAACGACAAAAUGAAGUCAUUCAACUUACAGCUAUUAUAGAUGAAAUAAAAACAACAAAUACAACAAUGGCGAAGCAAUGUAACGAAUUUAAAGAAACUAUUGAAACGCUCAAAGAAUCACAAAUUCUUGAUCAACAAUUAUUGGAACAGACAAACAAAGAAAUCGAAACACUCAAACAAAAUCUUUCCAAUGAACAAUCAAAUUCCAAUGCUUUAAAACAUGCACAACAAUCUUAUAUCGAACGAUUAACCACUGAACAUGAACAAAUAAUUGAAAAUCUAAAAUCUGAAUAUCUUUCGAUGACUCAAGAAAAAAGUGAAGAAAUUGAUAAUGUUCAUCAACAAUUAUUAUUUCAACGUUCUGAAAUUGAUUCUUAUCAAGAUACAAUCGACAAUUUACGAAAAGAACUUCAUGAAUAUGAAAAAAAAUUUCUACAACAAAAUUCUCAACUUGAUCAUUUACUUGAUGAACAAAAACAACAAUCACAAAUAAUAAUACGUUUAAAAAAUAUACUUGGUGUUGAUACAACUAAUCAUGAUGAACUUCUUGAACAAUUUGUACAUAAAAUGGAACAAUAUCAAUUAUUAAUAACUGAAUCCGAACGUUUAAAUAAUGAUUUAAAUAAACAAAAAUCUGAACAAAUAAAUAUUCAUCAUGAAUUACUACAAUUAGAACAACAAUAUGAUGAUAUGAAAGAUGAAUUAAAUAAAACAAAACAAGAAUUAAUAACAAAUAAAAAUAAAUAUGAAAAUCAAUUAAAUGAAUUAAAUCAAUCGUAUAAACAAUUAGAAAAAGAUAAACAUUCAAUUGAUAUUCAAUUUGAAAAUAUUCAAUGUCAAUUUAUUGAUAAAACUAAACAAUAUGAACAAAUUGAAACAAAAUUUAAUAAAUCAUUAAAUGAAAAAGAUGAACAAAUAUCUAUAUGUGAAGAAAAUAUUAAUCAACAAGAAAUUCUUAAUGAUAAACUUCAUCGAGAAUUAAAUGAUUUACAUGAUGAAUUAAAAACUAAAACAGAUGAAAUUAUUUCAUUACAAGCAAAUCUUGAUAAAAUUCAACAAACAUUACAAUCAAAAAUAAAUGAUAUCGAACAACUUUCGCAAGAAAAAAUUUCUUUAGCAGAAAAUAAUAAUCAAAAAGAAAAACUUUUAUUUCAACAAAAACAAUUAACUGAAGUACAUACAGCAUUAGAAGAAAAAUUUAAUAAUCUUUUAUCGGAAAAAGCUGGAUUAGAAAAUCAAUUAGAUUCAAUUCGAUUACAAAUGCAAACAACAGAAACAAAUAUGAAUAAAAGAAAACAAGAAAAUAUGAAUAAACUUGAACAAGCUGAAAAAAAAAUUAAAGAACUUCUGACUGAAGGUGAUUCACAUCAAUCAGAAAUCGAAAUAUUACGUAAUCAAAUUGUUUCAUUAAGAAAUGCUAAUGAAGAAAAUGUUCGUCGUAUUACUGAAUUAGAUUCUCAAAAAUUAGUUUUUGAACAAGAAAAUACUGAAAAAGACCAACAAUUAAUCGAACGUGAUGAAAAAAUUCAAGAACUUCAAUUAACUCUUAAACAAACUCAAGAAAGUGGAACAAAAUUACGUAAAGCAUUACAUAAAAUGAAAGAAUCUAUGACUAAUAAUGAACAAACACGUAAUCAAGAAUCAGAAGCUCGUUUACGUAUAGUUACUGAAGAAUAUGAACAGAAACUAAAAGAACAAGAAGCAGAAUAUAGUGCAAAUUUAAAAUCUAUUACUAAAGAAAUGAAUUCACAAAUGGAAGAAAAAGAAGAACAAUUCAGUCAACAAUUUCAAGAAUUAAUUAAUAAAAGUUAUCAAAAUGAAAAUACUUUAAAACAAAAAAUUAUCGAAACUGAACAACGAGCAUCAAUCGCUGAAGAACAAUUAAAAGAAAAACAAACAGAUCCUAAUCUUAUUCAAGAACUUGAAAAUCAAAUAAAUAAUCUUCAAACACAACUGGAAAGUUUUAACAAUAGACAAAACAUUCCUAUUCAAACAAGUGAUCAUGCUAUUCAAACAAAUACCGAAGAUUCCAAAUUAAAUUCAUCUCGAACAAAUGCAAAUGAUACUUUACAUUCACAUAUAGUCGAAUCAACUGAACUUGAUUAUUUAAAACGAACUAUUUUAGCUUAUAUGACAGGCACUGAUCGAAUGACUAUGAUCAAAGUCAUUUGUGCACUUCUCCGUUAUAGUGAUGAUGAAAAAUCAUUAAUUAUUGAUCAUGAAAAACAUCGUCCGAAUAGUUGGCUAAAUUCAUCAAGAUAA